Messenger RNA from Glossina fuscipes, 1043 nucleotides. RefSeq names its product probable serine/threonine-protein kinase DDB_G0277071. Lineage: Eukaryota; Metazoa; Arthropoda; Insecta; Diptera; Glossinidae. Bases 15 to 1043 code for a protein of 342 amino acids. The transcript has 2 exons. The record is from RefSeq and is a predicted model, not a curated record.
AGCAAAAAAAAAAAAUGGUUUACAUUUUUAAAUUAUUUUUCACAGCUGUGUUGAUUGUCAAUUGUCUUGUGACGCUAAUAAAUGGGAGAACAAUACAAAAAAGUUUAACACAACCGUAUAAUAAGUUAUUGCCGCCACCUGUACCGGAAAUAGCAACUGCAACAACAAUAAGAACAGCAACAGCAACAACAACACCAAAGGCAACAAUAUUUACUACUGAAAAAAUACCCAAAAUAGGAAUUGAAGCCUUAUUGCCGCCAAAGAUACAAUUACCAUCACCAUCCCAAUCACCAACAACUCCUUUAGUAGGCCAAGCAUAUAAGCAAAUUGCUGCUAACAUAAAUACAACGACAACAAGAACAACAACAAGAACAGCAAGAUUAAAGACGACGACGACGACAGCUGAACCCGUUACCAUAUCAACAAUCGUAAAACCAAAGUCAUCAAUUCCAUUGCCCGCCUUAGACGUUUUAUUACCACCUCUCCUAGAAGGUGAUGCUAAGGGUAUAGAAAAUAAUAAAAAAAACCGUUUUAAGGAAACGCAAGGCUUAGCUUCUAAGCCUAAAAUAAUUCACGUUGGAAUUGCUACACCUUCGUUGGAAAUUUUAUUGCCACCGUUGAUUGCCAGCGAAACAAUUCGGUUUGCAACUGUAACAGACUCUGAUUUAUCUAAAGCAACAAAAAAGCCAACACAUAACUAUACCGCAUUAUCCAGGCAUUUAAAUGAAAGCCAAAAACAACAAUGGCAAAACUCGCAACAUACAAGACCAGUAGUAGUAGUAGUAAAUCCUAUCACCAAGCAAUAUAAAAAUAAGCCGGAAAAGCAAGAAUUUUCAAUUACAACUCAACGUCAUGUUGCCAGUGAGCCAGUGAGUAGGACAACAUUUAAACCAAAUGUCAACAUAUUGAAUGACGAGCAACAUGUUGCUAAACAUCACUUUAGUAAAUACGAUUAUUCGUAUGGUUUAACCACAAUUAGACCCAUAAAAAAUGGUUUACCUACUAUCACACCGUUCCCGCAUACGGUAAAAAGAAAAAAAUAA